CAGCAGCCAUUCGGAGGCUGCAGCUUGGAGGAGGAGGACACGCACUGAGCAAGAGAAAGAAGGCAGCGCGAGGAAGAAGGCAACGAGGGGCAGCGGAGUUACAGUAGGAAGGCUGGAAACGAGGGGAAGGGCAAUGGCGCCUAAAAGGAGCACCAGGGCGGCAGCAGGAAUGGAUAAGGAGUUACCGCCUAGAACAUCGAGGCCGCCCAGGAACAAGGCAACAGCCGAGGGGGAGGCUAGAAGAAAAACACCAAAUAAGGCGCCCACGCGUAAAGCAGCUCCCAAACGCGCUGGUCACCCUCAAUUAGUCCGGCAUCCAGCGGUGAUGACUCCACAGCAGCCACCGAGCGGACCGAAUGGAGCGGCGGCGGCGCGCGAAAGAAGUCACGCAGGUCUUCAAGGCGCUGUUGCCAGACCGCUACAGACAGCGACUCCGCGGAGAGUGAGUAUGCCCGUGUUGACCUAGUUGACAGAGGUAACUAUUGGAGGACAGCGGCCCUAGUGCCAGGACUCCCUUAAUGGGCCAUCAGGGACAGAACUGAGACAGCGGCAGCGUUGGGAGCCCCAUGUGGUGCUUGGGGCAAGCGCAGGGCUCCUGCCCCGGCGCUACCUGGCCCUUUUCAGGACAAUGAAGAUCCACCUGGCACUCACCUGUCCCCCCGUGUCAUUAGCAAGAUUCUAAAAGGCUACUACGUGGAUGUUUUUUCUCUCAUAAAACCAGAGGGGGAAGAGGGUAGGGAACCCCCCCUAAGAGGAAGGCGCAGAAGAGGGGAGAAGGAUAAGCCGGUGGAGCAGAACUUUGUUAACUGGAUGGCCGGUUUUUCCGUAUACCUUGGGGUAGUGGCCACGUCUUUUCCUGACCGGGCGUGGCAUCUUGCAAAUCAUCAAAAGACGGUUGUCAAGGCUAGGAGGAUGGCUGGCGAGGCAGCGGCCAUUGCAUACGACGAAGCCUUUAGAAAAAGAGCUUCUCAGAGCGCCAGGGUCAGGUGGGACCUCACUAAUCAUGACAUUUGGCUUACCGAGGUCGGCCCCAGCAUAAAAAGCAAGUCAGAUACGAGCAGGUCAGACCGAGGCUGGGGCAGAAAAGAAAGCAGGCGGGCGGUGUGCUGGGAGUUUAACCUGGGAAAAUGCCAGCGGGCACGCUGCCGCUUUGACCAUGCGUGUGAAUACUGCUCGGGAAACCACACCAAGAUGAGUUGCGGGAAGUCCGGCAGCAACGGGCAGCCCUUUCCGUCAGGCCGGGCUGGAGCUCAGCCCGGUUUCAAAAAAGAAGGCGGAGCAACCAACGGGAGCAGCUCCGCUCGCACCAAGUAAUUCCCAGGACUCCAUCGGGACACUGGCUUUCACCCCAGUGCGCCUCUCUGCCAUGCAGCCAUGGCUGAAGGCGUAUCCCUUAAAGGCGGCAGCAGCAUUUUUAUGUGAGGGUUUUUCCUGCGGUUUUCGCAUACCGGCGCAAGGUCCCAGAACCGCAUUCACCUCAGGCAAUUUAAAAUCGGCAGCACAAAUGCCUGAGGUCCUUAGCAACAAAAUUGCCAAGGAAUUAGAGGCAGGCAGGAUCGCAGGACCUUUCCAGGCGCCACCUCUCGAGAACUUUCGAGUUUCCCCGCUAGGGGUGGUGCCUAAGAAGGCGCCGGGCGAAUACCGUCUUAUCCACCAUCUAUCUUACCCAAAGGGUUCAUCUGUCAACGAUGCCAUUCCCCCUGAGCUCUGUUCAGUCAAAUAUGCCUCAUUUGACCAAGCUGUCAACUUAGUACUCAAAAAAGGUCCGCACGCCCUCAUGGCAAAAUGUGACAUCCAGUCCGCAUUCAGGCUACUCCCCGUCAACCCGGCGGACUUCAACUUGCUGGGAUUUAAAUUUAAUGAGGAAUGGUAUUUUGAUAAAGCAAUGCCCAUGGGCUGCGCAGUCAGCUGUGCUGCCUUCGAAACAUUCAGUUCCUUUUUGGAAUGGGUGGCGCGCACCUUUGCUCGUUCCAAGUUUAUUACUCACUACCUCGAUGAUUAUCUUUUUGUGGGCGCCAGGGACAGUGACGAAUGCGCACACCUUCUCCGGACAUUCAGGGCUAUGGCCAUGGUUUUCGGCAUACCAUUGGCGAAAGAAAAGACCGAGGGCCCCUCCACCAGCAUCACCUACUUAGGUAUACAACUAGAUUCCAUUCGGGGCGUAUCCCGCCUGCCUGAGGACAAACUGUCCAAGCUAAAAGGACUGGUGGGCGAGGCCAUAGGCAAGAAAAAGGUCACGCUAAAGGAAUUGCAGGCCAUUUUAGGGCACCUCAACUUUGCCUGCAAAGUUGUGUCACCAGGGAGGCCUUUCUGUGCACGUUUAGCACGGGCAACCGCGGGGAUCAGCGCACCGCAUCACCGUAUUAGAAUCACGCAAGGGAUGCGGGACGACCUGAAGGUAUGGUUGGAAUUUUUGGACAGGUUCAACGGUAUUGCCAUUUGGCAGGAAAGAUGGGAGCCAGGGAAUGAACUCCAGGUUCACUCCGAUGCAGCGGGCAGCAGCGGCUUCGGAGUAUUUCUGCAAGGGCACUGGUGCGCGGCCAGGUGGCCUGACAGUUGGGCGGGAGGAAACAUACUGCGGGACCUCACCUUCCUUGAGUUUUUUCCCAUAUUAGUGGCCGUGCGAACCUGGACCAACCUCUUCAGGAACAAGAGAGUGCGAUUUUGGUGUGACAAUCAGGCCGUGGUCAGGGUCAUCAACAAACAGACAUCAAAAUCUCCUAGGGUCAUAAGGCUUGUGAGGCAAUUUGUACUAACUUGCUUGGAAGCUAACAUCACUUUCUUAGCUCAAUAUAUUCCAGGUGUUCACAAUGAAGUAGCGGAUGCAUUGUCCCGUUUCCAGGACGACAGGUUUCGGUCGCUAGCACCAGAAGCAGACCUCCAGCCCACCAUUUUCCCACAGGAGCUGUGGACCCUUGGAGAGGAGAAGCCUGGUCAGAACUAAUGCUAACCAUUGCACCUGCGACCAGGAGGGCUUACCGUGCAGCUAUGACAACAUUCACCAAGUUCAGGCUGGAAGCGGGGUACGGCAGCAGAUGGCCAACCAGCGAGGACGAGGUGCUACAUUUCAUCAUUCGCCAGAGGAGGGCAAACGUUUCAGCACACGCCAUGCGGCGGCAACUGGCAGGCAUUGCCUUCCACAGCAAAGCGGCAGGAUGGGGAGACCCAUGCAACGACUACAGAACAAAGAAGUUAUUGAGAGGAUGGAGCAAGCGGGCGCCGAUGCAGAAAGACGGAAGACGCCCCCUCUCCUACAACACUCUUAGCAGGCUCAUCUCGUCGCUGAAGGGAAUCUGCGCUUCACGUUACGAGGUGAAACUUUUCACAGCAGCUUAUACCACGGCCUUCUUCGGGGCACUGAGACUGGGGGAGGUGGUGGCCGACUCCAAGUCAGAUGGUUCUGGGAGGGCACUACAGCUCAGGGAUGUUUCCAUCGGGCAUAAUUCAUUAGUCAUCAGAAUCAGGCAAUCCAAGACGGAUCAAGGGGGGAGAGGGGCAUCCCUUAACAUUCAAGGGCUAGAACCGGGGCGGUUAUGCCCAGUCAGGGCACUCUCUGAAUAUUUACGAAUGCGUAGGUCAUCCCCGGGAACGCUUUUCAUACAUCACAAUGGUGCCCCACUAUCUAGGUACCAGUUUAUGGCGAUAUUCCGCAGCGCCCUACUAGGCCUGGGCCUCCCCACUGCGGAGUACGGAGGGCAUUCAUUCAGGAUAGGAGCAGCCACCACUGCAGCGGUGGGGGGUGUUCCAGUGGACAUCAAAAAAACCAUGGGGAGGUGGAAAUCGGCAGCUUACUCUUCAUACAUCAGACCCGGCCUUCUCUUGGAGGCUACGAGGUCUGCCGGCCCCUCUCCUCCUUUUCCUCAGGUGCGCCGCCGCGAAUCGAGGAGAUCAAUCGAAGGGACAGAGAUGGCAUCAUCCAGUAGCGGUCGGUCGGGAGGAACCGAGCGCCGCGGCCGCCACAGGAAGGCAAAAUUGCCCGCUAGGCACUGGACGGAUUGACGAGGACUCUCGCAUCUAGAUGCGAGGUGGUAGAGGACUCAGGUCAUCGGACAGCUGCAUGGCAGCGCCUCGCGGCCCACCGUUGGGACAGGCGGUAUCCAGUUACCCACAUGGUUAUUUAAGUUAUCGUUUUGUUUUUUGUUGGCUACGGAAGGUAGGGUUGGCGGCAAGGAGAGUGGGGGGUCCCCACCCUCCUUUUGUGGCGUGUGACAUGGGUCUCUGAUCUCGUAAAAUACUCCACCCCCCCCCCCCUUUUCAUUGGCAUUAGGGGGGAGGAGAUAUUUUGGCUACCGCCAGGUGGCGCUGGAAACCGACUACCGGGUCAGGUGUCGGUUGUGCCGUGACUCAUUUGGAUCAGACAGCAAUGGGCUGUCAGAUCUUUGAUCUGGGACCCAUGCAGGGCAGCCAACCCUUCAUUCUGUAACCAAUAAAAUGUUGUGGCCAGUUUACCCAAAACAGUUAUUGUCAGUGUGUUUAUUGUUCACCAUCAUACGGCGGAGACAGUCGACCAUGCCCAGGCAAAGGGCAGGGCCCGACUCACCGGGCCCUGCAGAUUGCUGGGAAGGGCGCUCCCUCCCUCCCAGCAUGGCGGCGGACCGGGGGGCUUCUUCUUCCCAGGAGCCCCCUCGGCGCGGCGGGAAGGUUUCCCGCCGCCAGCACCCGCUGGCCAAUGGCAGGCCAGCACUCCUGGGCUGCCAUUGGUCAGCGCCCCUCUGUGGGCGGGGCCGCACCAGGCUCCGCCCCCGAGAGGCUCAACAGCAGCCAUUCGGAGGCUGCAGCUUGCCAUCCCGCCCACCCUGCUGGCUCUCAUGUUUUGCAUUGUUUUGUCACAACUGUUGUUGGCGUGUGACAUGGGUCUCGGAUCUCGUAAAAUACUCCACCCCCCCCCUUUUCAUUGGCAUUAGGGGGGAGGAGAUAUUUUGGCUACCGCCAGGUGGCGCUGGAGACCGACUACCGGGUCAGGUGUCGGUUGUGCCGUGACUCAUUUGGAUCAGACAGCAAUGGGCUGUCAGAUCUUUGAUCCGGGACCCAUGCAGGGCAGCCAACCCUUCAUUCUGUAACCAAUAAAAUGUUGUGGCCAGUUUACCCAAAA
This is a messenger RNA of Anolis carolinensis (green anole), 5092 nucleotides long. RefSeq lists its product as uncharacterized. NCBI's taxonomy places the organism in Eukaryota, Metazoa, Chordata, Lepidosauria, Squamata, Anolidae. Bases 1367 to 2944 code for a protein of 525 amino acids. The record is from RefSeq and is a predicted model, not a curated record. The transcript has 3 exons.